This is a messenger RNA of Oncorhynchus nerka (sockeye salmon), 5003 nucleotides long. RefSeq names its product sodium-dependent multivitamin transporter-like. Gene Ontology annotation, biological process: sodium ion transport; biotin transport; pantothenate transmembrane transport. NCBI's taxonomy places the organism in Eukaryota, Metazoa, Chordata, Actinopteri, Salmoniformes, Salmonidae. The transcript is spliced from 15 exons. The record is from RefSeq and is a predicted model, not a curated record. Gene Ontology annotation, cellular component: membrane. The coding region runs from base 1520 to 3451 and encodes 643 amino acids. Gene Ontology annotation, molecular function: sodium-dependent multivitamin transmembrane transporter activity.
GAAAGCUUCUUGCAUUGACUGUGUGCUGUAUGUCAUCUAGAUCUAUUGUGGCAACCAAUGACCUAGUUUAUCAGACUCCCUCAAGAAAACAGAACAUGGUUUGGGUAUCUAGGUACAGUUGAAGUCAGAAGUUUACAUACACUUAGGUUGGAGUCAUUAAACCUAAUUUUUCAACCACUCCACAACUUUCUUGUUAACAAGCUAUAGUUUUGGCAAGUCGGUUAGGACAUCUUCUUUGUGCAUGACACAAGUGAUUUUUCCAACAAUUGUUUACAGACAGAUUAUUUAAUUUAUAAUUCACUGUAUCACAAUUCCAGUGGGUCAGAAAUUUACAUACACUAAGUUGCCUUUAAACAGCUUGGAAACGCAAGUAUACGCAAGACCAUAAACACCAUGGGACCAAGCAGCCGUCACACCGCUCAGGAAGGAGACGUCUCCUAGAGAUUAACAUAAUUUGGUGCGAAAAGUGCAAAUCAAUCCCAGAACAACAGCAAAGGACCUUGUGAAGAUGCUGGACUAAACAGGUACAAAAGUAUCUAUAACCACAGUAAAACAAUAAUAAUUAUUAUUAUUAUUAUAUCGACAUAACCUGAAAGGCCGCUCAGCAAGGAAGAAGCCACUGCUCCAAAACUGCCAUUAAAAAAAGCCAGACUACGGUUUGCAACUGCACGUAGGGACCAAGAUCGUACUUUUUGGAGAAAUGUCCUCUGGUCUGAUGAAACAAAAAUAUAUCUGUUUGGCCAUAAUGACCAUUGUUAUGGUUGGAGGAAAAAUGGGGAGACUUGCAAGCCGAAGAACACCAUCCCAACCGUAUAGCACAGGGGUGUCAGCGUCAUGUUGUGGGGGUGCUUUGCUGCAGGAGAGACUGGUGCACUUCACAAAAUAAAUGGCAUCAUGAGGUAGGAAAAUGAUGUGGAUAUAUUGAAGCAACAUGAAGCAUCAGUCAGGAAGUUAAAGCUUGGUUGCAAAUAGGUCCUCCAAAUGGACAAUGACCCCAAGCAUACUUCCGAAGUUGUGGCAAAAUGACUUAAGGACAACAAAACCAAGGUAUUGGAGUGACCAUCACAUUCACCCAAAUUAUUGUGGGAAGCUUGUGGAAGGCUACCUGAAACGUUUGACCCAAGUUAAACAAUUUAAAGACAAUGCUACCAAAUACUAAUUGAGAGUAUGUAAACUUCUGACCCACUGGGAAUGUGAUGAAAGAAAUAAAAGCUGAAAUAAAUCAUUCUCUCAACUAUUAUUCUGACAUUUCACAUUCUUAAAAUAAGGUGGUGAUUCUAACUGACCCAAGACAGGGAAUUUUUACUAGGAUUAAAUGUCAGGAAUUGUGAAAAACUGAGUUUAAAUGUGUUUGACUAAGGUGUAUGUAAACUUCUGACUUCAACUGUAGGUAGCUACCAAUAAAGGCUUCAUUACGAGUUAAUCAACAACUCACCCCCCCAUAUUUAAUUCCAGUGUGUCUGAAGUCUGUUCAAGGCUCUUGGGAUCUCCUUACGGAUGGGUGUGGACACCCUUACGGAUGAGCCCCUCCACCUCCAUCCCAUUCAGCAAUAGUAGCCGUAUCCUGAUUCCUGGCACCAAGAUGGAUGCUUUGGCACAAAUGCACUUCGCCACUAUCGACUAUGUCAUAUUUGCCCUUCUGUUGGCGUCGUCCAUGGGCAUAGGGCUGUACUACGCCCUGUCAGGGGGUCGGCAACGCACCACUCAGGAGUUCCUGCUGGCAGACCGGAGCAUGAGCUGCCUCCCUGUGUCUCUGUCACUAAUCGCUACAUUUCAAUCAGCGGUGGCUAUAGUGGGCGUGCCAGCGGAGAUCUAUACCCAUGGCACUCAGUACUGGUUCAUAGGCUGUGCUUACAUCCUGGGGCUAUUCAUUCCAGCACACAUUUUCAUUCCUGUGUUCUACAGGCUGCAUCUUACCAGCGCUUAUCAGUAUCUGGAACUGCGGUUCAACAAAGCAGUGCGUAUAUGUGGAACAGUUACCUUCAUCUUUCAGACGGUCAUAUAUAUGGCUGUUUGUGUGUACACUCCAGCUCUAGCACUCAAUGCAGUUACUGGCUUUGAUUUAUGGGGAGCAGUGCUGGCCACUGGACUGGUGUGUACACUGUAUACAACUCUGGGAGGCCUGAAGGCAGUGAUCUGGACAGAUGUCUUCCAGACCAUAGUGAUGUUUGCUGGCCAACUAGCGGUCAUCGUGGUGGGGGUCCAGCAGACUGGGGGGGUGGCAGAGGUCUGGAGGAAGGUCUCAGAGGGGAACCGCAUCUCCGGCAUAGACCUGAACCCUGACCCUACGGUGGAGUACACGUUCUGGACCCUGGGGGUGGGGGGAGUCUUCCUGAUGUUGUCACUGUAUGGGGUCAACCAGGCCCAGGUCCAGAGAUACCUCAGUGCCAAGACAGAGAGGGACGCCGUCAUGUCUUGCUACAUGGUGUUUCCCUCUCUACAGUUAGCUCUAGCUCUAAGCUGUGUCAUGGGGCUUGUCAUGUUUGCACGCUACUGUGGGGAGGACCAUUUCCACAAUCUAGGUGUCUUAUCAAAAAAUGAGAUGGUGUUGUACUUUGUGAUGGACAUGCUGCAGGGUCUACCUGGCCUGUCUGGACUGUUUAUCUCCUGCCUGUUUAGUGCAGCUCUCAGCACCAUCUCAUCAGCCUUUAACUCUCUGGCUACAGUGACCAUGGAGGAUCUGAUCAAACCACACUGCCCCUCCAUGACAGAGGCCAGGGCCACCCUGCUCUCCAAAGGACUGGCAUGUUCAUAUGGACUGCUGUGUCUGGCCAUGGCCUAUCUCACCCACUUGAUGAGUGAUUCCGUUUUGCAGACUGCUUUCAAAAUAUUUGGAAUGGUUGGUGGUCCUCUUCUGGGCGUCUUCUCUCUCGGGUUGUUCUUUCCUUGGGCGAACUCUACCGGUGCCCUGGUAGGGUUGGGGUCAGGCCUGACGAUGGCCUUCUGGGUGGGCAUCGGGAGCAUCGUAACCCGUACCUCUGGGGGUCUUGCUGCUGUGUCUCAGUUCAACUGUACUGCUGUACAACUCUCAGGGAACAUCACCACAGCCAUGGGGACAGCACUCAUCAGUACCGCAAUGCCCACCGUUACACACAGCCGACCAAUGGGUCUGCAGAGGUUCUACUCCUUGUCCUUCAUGUGGUACAGUGCUCUCAACUCCUUCACUGUGGUGAUCACAGGGUUGGUUGUUAGCUUUCUCACAGGACCAAUGAAAGCGGAGGAGGUGACCCCAGGCACUCUGUAUCCCCUGUUGGGCAACAUGCUGCUCUUCGUACCAGAUAAACUCAAACAGAAGCUGUGCUGCGUCACCCCACUGGGGCAUGGGCCAACCAUCCAGGAAUGUCCACCUGCUCAGGCCGUCUACACAGAGGAGGGCUUGUUAGAAGAGGAGAGGCAAAGCUUUCUUCUAACCUCCCACACACCUGUUGUGGAACAUGAGACAGCUCUGUGAUGGACAGACUCUUCCACAACCACGUUAUAUCACGGUCCUCUGGGCAGUGAAAUGGGCCACACACUGUAUCAUGUCAGAGUGUUUUUCACAGAGGUUCUGUUCUGAGGAGAUGAUGCUCUGAGAGGAGAAGUGUUGUUGGGAGGUAUUGUGCUCUGCUAUGGCUGACCCUGUAAAACAACACCUAUCAUACUACUAUGGCUGACCCUGUAAAACAACACCUAUCAUACUACUAUGGCUGACCCUGUAAAACAACACCUAUCAUACUACUAUGACUGACCCUGUAAAACAACACCUAUCAUACUACUAUGACUGACCCUGUAAAACAACACCUAUCAUACUACUAUGACUGACCCUGUAAAACAACACCUAUCAUACUACUAUGACUGACCCUGUAAAACAACACCUAUCAUACUACUAUGGCUGACCCUGUAAAACAACACCUAUCAUAGUACUAUGACUGACCCUGUAAAACAACACCUAUCAUACUACUAUGACUGACCCUGUAAAACAACACCUAUCAUACUACUAUGACUGACCCUGUAAAACAACACCUAUCAUACUACUAUGACUGACCCUGUAAAACAACACCUAUCAUACUACUAUGACUGACCCUGUAAAACAACACCUAUCAUACUACUAUGGCUGACCCUGUAAAACAACACCUAUCAUACUACUAUGACUGACUCUGUAAAACACCACAUUUCACUGCACCUAUCCGGUGUAUGAACAUUUUCUCUGUAAUCCAAGCGACUGUGGAUUAAAAAUACACUGAUACUGUACAUGUCUAGUGUGCAUGACGCCUGAACAAGACCAAAGAAACCUACAGUAUUACUGAAAUCAACGAUAAACCCAAGACCAUGUUAAUGUAUACUUCCGGAGACGAUCAGAUUUGAAUGGACCAUUUGUUUUGCUGCAAGGUAUAAAACAAUGUCACGAUCGUCGUAUUGAGGAGACCAAAGGGCAGCGUGGUGUGAAUACAUACUUUUAAUGAAUGACGAAAAAACACGAAGUACACUAAACAAACAAACAAAAUAACAAAUAACCGCUAUCGAAACUGAGUGCUAACAUGCAACAUCACAGACAAUAACCCACCAACCACAAUACAAAACAGGCUGCCUAAAUAUGGUUCCCAAUCAGAAACACCUGCCACUGAUUGAGAACCAUAUCAGGCCAAAACACAUAGAAAUAGACUAACUAGACAUACAACAGAAUGCCCACUCAUAUCACACCCUGACCAAACAAAACAUAGAAACAAACAACGCAAAUCAUGGUCAGAGUGUGACAAACGAAGACAUAUCAAGGGGCAUAACUCCUGAGGAAACACAGAGAACUACUUGAGUACUGCUGAUUAUCGCUGUUCGCCCAGUCAAUGAGGAAAUAGCUUUCUGUUAUUUGUGGAACUGAGUACUUGUUCUUUCAAUAAUGUCUUCCAGUGGGCGAAUUUGUCAUGUUGGCCUGGUGUCUAAGUAGGUAUGGCAACAAAAUAUGUUCAAACGAUACUUGAGACAUUUUCAGUGUUUCGAAAAUGAGAAAAUAAACAUUUUUAAAAGUA